This is a messenger RNA of Racocetra persica, 387 nucleotides long. NCBI's taxonomy places the organism in Eukaryota, Fungi, Glomeromycota, Glomeromycetes, Diversisporales, Gigasporaceae. The record is from the annotation of a GenBank genome assembly.
AAGAUAAAUGUAGUACACCUAACCUUCCUCGAAAAGCAGCUGAUAUGGAAAAUAUUGAUAGAAUACAUAAAAAGGAUAUGACUUUGGAACUCCCGCAAAAUCCAGAAGAUCAGGCUGAUGAAAAUGAAAAUCUAUUGACCAACGUUGAAGACGUAUGGGAUAAUAUGUGGACCAAUCGAUGGGAUGAAGAGGAGUUUGAGCAGUAUCUGGAAAAUAAAAGACAACGUAGAGAGUUAGUUCAGCAAUUGAAUGACGACUUCUAUAGAGAAAUAACCUUGAUGGCACAAAUGGAAUAUCAAUUACCACCAGAACUUGAGGAAGCAACCGAGAUGGAUAUUAAUAAUGAAUACUUAGUUGAUUCACCAAAAUGGUCCAAUGAUGAGCUGG